AUGGGUGAUCGCUCGAGAGGAGAUCUGCGGCUCGUGCUUCUAUUGGCGAUCGCCUCUUCCGUAAACGCCUUGAAAAUUGACGACACGAUACACUAUGGGAUCACGUUUCGAACGGGUGAAUCGAAUAAACUGCAAGAAGUCGAAUUAUUGAAGAUUUCGGACGCAGAAGAAAAGGAAACGCUAACGAUCACUAGUCGAAACAAUGAGAACUACGUUUGUCAUAUCCCGAAAAAGGAUGAAACGGAUCACCGAACUCGUCUCGCCUCGUACACUGGUCCAUCACCGGCAGAAAUUCUUGAAGCGACUGCUUAUUCGGAUAAAGUCUGCUCGUUUCGAUUGGAACCCUAUUGGGGGUACGAGUUGUGCCAUGGAAGAUACGUUUUGCAAUACCACGAGGAACGAGAGCUGAAAGCCGUGCAACGAACCGAGUAUUAUUUAGGAAAUUUUCAUCAGGAUUAUGCGACAAAGGCUGGCUUCAAAUAUGAUCAUCUCAAUCCGCCGACGAAAAUGAUCGAUGAUGUGGAAACACCCUAUUUUCCGGUCACCUACACAAAGGGUACAAUGUGCGACAUCACAGGAAAACCGCGUACGAUCACCGUUUUGUACAUUUGCCAUAAGGAAGGCCAAGAGAACAUUCACUCCCUGUAUGAGGUCUCUUCGUGCAACUAUGAAGCGAUCGUGCUCAAUCAACGCCUCUGCAUGCAUCCAGCUUUUGCGCCGAGAAUCAAGCAGAAUUAUGAGAUCGAGUGCUUUGCUACGAAUGGCCAAACAGAUCCGAAACCCCAGAUGCUCGUCGAACAAGAAAAGACGAGCGAAAGGAAAUUUUCUCAGGAAUACUUGGACUACCAUAAGAAAUUGCAAGAACUCUGGGACCCGGAUGCGGCACAAAUGGGUGAACGAUUGAAUCGAGAAUACGAGGAGCUAGAGAAGAGAAAGCUGGAGGAAAUCGCUGAUGAUAAGAACUACAAGAUCAAGUCGAAGUUGACGACGAUGGGAAAAGGGAAAAGCACCACCGCCCAGGAGGCUAUCUCGGCGGAAACGCAGAAGAUCAACGAUCAAAUCGCACUGGACACGAUCAACAAGAUUUUAUCAGGAAAAGAAUGCAUCCAGGGCGGUGGCGGCUGGUGGAAAUACGAGUUUUGCUAUGGGAGCACGGUGACGCAAUUCCACGUACAACCAUCGGGAGAACGACAAAACAUUCUACUCGGCACGUUCGAUGAAGCGAUUCAUCGGGCUUGGAUUGAUGAGAAUCCGAAGAAACGACCGAUUAAAAGCCAGGGGAAAAUCCAGCAGAUCUCGCAAAUGUACGUGAAAGGAGACAUGUGUGAAGAGACGAGGUCUCAUCGAUCUGUUGAGGUGAAGCUGAGGUGCAAAUCGGUGGACGGAAGCAAGUUGGCGGUCAGCAUCUUUUUGGAGGAGCCCUCUAUUUGCCAUUACGUGCUCACUGUGGAAAGUGCUCGUUUCUGCCAAGUCCUCCAAGAAGCCGACGACUACGGCCUCUUCGACACGGUGGAAUUGGCGCAAAAAGCCCGGACGAAGGUUUACAAU
Mesorhabditis belari is the source of this 1548-nucleotide messenger RNA. Lineage: Eukaryota; Metazoa; Nematoda; Chromadorea; Rhabditida; Rhabditidae. The record is from the annotation of a GenBank genome assembly.